Molecule: messenger RNA, 1483 nt
Organism: Aplysia californica (California sea hare)
Lineage: Eukaryota; Metazoa; Mollusca; Gastropoda; Aplysiida; Aplysiidae
Product: torsin-1A-interacting protein 2
Exons: 2
Coding region: 133-1224 (363 amino acids)
Biological process (GO): membrane organization
Cellular component (GO): membrane
Molecular function (GO): ATPase activator activity
Source: RefSeq, a predicted model, not a curated record
UCCGGGUUCAAGCAAAGUGAACUUUGUUUUUGUUGUAUUGGACUGCGGUAGGCCUACUUGGUAGCCUACUGGUGUGUGUCACUUUUGUCAGACAGUUGAGACAGAGAACGAUAAGGAAGAGCUGGAACUGUCAUGGCAAGUGGGAGUCCGAGGACAAGAAGGCAGCAGAAGCAGCGAGAAUCAGAGAGAAGGGGCAGUGACCAUGUCGUGGACAGUGAUGAGGAGGACAAUUUGACAUCUGAUGACUCGGACUCUGAUGACAGCAGGUCGACCUUUCCCGGCAGCAGGCACACUAAGAGUGCCACUCAAAGUUCACCGGAGUUUUCUGACCUGAGCAGUACCUCACCACUUCACAGAAAAUCUUUGGACAGAUCUUCACCACGUGGCGAACGAUCUACUUGCUCUUCUAAAUCACCUAAAAAUAUAAAUAGUUCAUCUUCAAGUGCUCGUCAUACAGAGUCUGAAGCUCCUUCAAGUGGAACUGCUGUUUGGGUCUUGAUGGCUAUCCUUGGGUUUUUAUGUCUGUUUAUCUGCUGCUUGUCUGGCAGGAGUGAAACUGAAGUGUUUGACGAAGGUUUAAUGCCUUUUGAGAAAUUUUUGAAAGACAUAGAAAGUUUGGAGAAGGCCUUUCCUGCUCAAGGCAGACGAACAUGGAAGACUGUCAAGGCCACAGCCAAACAUGUUCUGAAUGAAACUGACCCCAUCUACCCCAGCAUCAUUCUAAUGGGGGUUGAAACUGGAAACUCAAAACUGGCUUCGUGCAUUGCCAGUGAGAUUGCUUCCCGCUUUGAGUCCAGUCUGGGUCAAAGUCCAGCCGGGAGGAAAACGGAUAUAGGGACAUACAAACAUCUGAGUCCGGCAGAGCAGAAGAUGAAACUAGAUGAAGCAUUUCUGGGAGCAUUCCACAACAGCGGCAGCAAGUCACUUUUGGUGGAGAACCUACAGCUGCUGUCUGGGGAAGCUGCUCUACUGCUGCAUGGUUACUGCGACAAUGAUAAUGCCCCAUACAAAAAUGUCUUUAUUCUGUUGAUGGUUAAUAUCAGCCCAGGGGAGAUGGUGCUGGAUGUGGGCCGGCCGUCAAAUGUUGAGGCUUAUCUGGCUGACAUAUGGGGGAAAGGCAUCGAUGUGGACAAGGUAAAUGCUCUUAUGAGUAGGGUCGCCAAUAAUGUUGUUGUGGUAACGAGAGAAGGGGAGGAUGUGUUCAAAAACAAAUGUAUGAUUUGAAAUAUGAUCCAAGUUGCAAGCUUUUGUAUCUUGUUUUGAUGAAGCCCAAAAGUUCUGUUAAAAUUAAAAUCAUUGACUCUCCACUCUAAUUAAAGGGAAUUGUGCUGAAAUUGGGUGAUCUUCCUUUUACUGCAGUCCUUUGUGACCAUUAGUUACCUGUUGUGCAUAAAGAGGCAGGGAGAAAGAGAGAGAGACGUGAGAGAGAAAGAGAGUGAGAGAAAGAGAGAGAGAGAGAGAGAGAGAGAGAGAGAGAGAGAGA